Messenger RNA from Gigantopelta aegis, 1584 nucleotides. RefSeq names its product galectin-4-like. Bases 119 to 997 code for a protein of 292 amino acids. The record is from RefSeq and is a predicted model, not a curated record. Lineage: Eukaryota; Metazoa; Mollusca; Gastropoda; Neomphalida; Peltospiridae. The transcript is spliced from 6 exons. Gene Ontology annotation, molecular function: galactoside binding; carbohydrate binding.
UCAAUGUGCUCUGGUGGUGUCGUUAAACAAAACAAACCCUUUAUAAUUUGUGAAUAUUUCAGAGAUCAGCUGCGGCCAACCUCCCGAUGUUGCAAACGCCAGCAAGACAACAGACGGAAUGUCGGUUAAUUCCACAACUAGAUACAGCUGUAACGUCGGUUACGUAGUGUUCAACGGCUCGACGACGUCAACGUGUGACGUAACGGGGACGUGGACGCCGUCAAACCUCACAUGUGUUGAGAUCAGCUGCGGCCAACCCCCCGAUGUUCCGAACGCUAACAAAACAACAGACGGAAUGUCGGUUAAUUCUCUAACUCGAUACAGCUGUAAUGUCGGUUACGUCGUGUUUAAUGGCUCGACGACGUCAAUGUGUGAUGUAAUGGGGAUGUGGACGCCGUCAAACCUCACAUGUGUUGUCGACUGUGGACCUCCUGUCCUAUUUGACCCCAAUGGCGUGUUGCUGUAUGAGUCCACCAUUUUGGGAAGUAACGCAACUGUCGAGUGUGACUUUUACUUCCGGUUCUUUGGAAACAGCAGUUCAGCGAAGUGUGACUCUACCGGAAAGUGGGUCGGAGUCAGCGGGGCGUGUCUACAGGUGCUAUGGGAGCUCGAGGUCGACCCGUUCAUGGCCGAUAUUCCAGAGCCGAUACAAGACGGUUGGGAAAUGGUCUGGGAUGGAAUUCCCGGUCAAAUGAAUACGCACUUCACUUUGAAUUUUAAACGCGGAGUGGACAAGAUUCUGCACAUGGACACGAGAUUUAACAACAGCAAAGUCAUCUUUAAUACGUAUGUCAACGGGGUCUGGGGAACCUUGGUAACAGCUACGUCAUUUCCGUUCGAAUCACUAGUUCCUUUCGAACUACGAGUGCAGGUGCAUUCAAAUACUUUUAAGGUAUUCAAAGCUGUUCGUCAACGGAACACACUUUCAAGACUUCGACCUGCCGCUACCCGCAGAAGACAUAGCACAGGUUUACAUCACCGGCAACGUGGUCAUUGAGCAGCUUGCUUUUGUAUACUGAACUUUAUCUUUUCUUUCGUCACAGACUGCUAUAGCAAAGGCCGUGGUAUGUGUUAUCCUGUCUGUGAGAUGGUGCAUAUAACAGAUCCCUUGCUGCUAAAGGAAAAAAAAUGUAGCGGGUUUUCUCUCUAUGACCAUAUAUUUGAUAUUCAAUAGCCAAUGAUUAAUAAGUCAGUGUGCUCGAGUGGUGUCGUUAAACAAAACAAACUUCUUCUUUUUUCAGUCAUCAAACCAGAACAGUUCAGUAGCAACUUCAAAUUGAAAAUUGUUCAGCGUUCUGAAAACAACGGAGAAAAAAACGUCAUGUCAGGGGCGUGCGCAGGAAAUGUUGCAGGUGGGUGGGGGGUCGAGGUGUCUGGCGAAGCCCAACACCGCGAGCGCCGCAGGCGCGAAGCCCGUGACGGGGGGUCUGGGGGCUAUUCUGAGGUGUUUUUUCCCCCACAGGUGUGAUGAUAACAUUUCAGUACUUCCAUAUCCAUUCACAGGAAUGUAAAAAAUCGGGAUAUGAAUUUUUUUUUCGCCUUGAGCGGGGGGGGGGGGGGGGGGGUUUCGACCCCCCCCCCCUC